Messenger RNA from Dictyostelium purpureum, 849 nucleotides. RefSeq lists its product as uncharacterized. The record is from RefSeq and is a predicted model, not a curated record. The transcript has a single exon. The annotation marks the transcript as partial. NCBI's taxonomy places the organism in Eukaryota, Evosea, Eumycetozoa, Dictyosteliales, Dictyosteliaceae.
GAUAAUAAUGAUUAUUUAUUUUACAAAAUUAUAAGAAAUAAAACAUUAUUUAAUGUUAUUUUAUAUCAUUUAAAAUUAUUUAAUAAAUAUUCAAUUGUAAAAGAAACAUUAUUUGGUGGUAUGGAAAAAAUAAAUAAUUUUGAAUAUAGAGAAUAUAUUGGUAAAUUGAUAUUUGUAAAUUAUAGAAAUCAUUUAUCGGAAAAUACAAUUCCAAAUACUUUAUCAAAUUUAAAAUUUGGGUACCUGUUUGAUAGUGAACUAAGGAUUGGUGAUAUCCCUCCAUCUGUAGAAACAUUUCAUAUGGGCAGGAGAUAUAUGGGAGAAAUUUUACCAGGUGUUAUACCCGCAUCUGUAAAAAAAUUAAAAUUAUCAAGUUUAUUCAAUAAACAAUUAUCAAUUGGAUCAAUACCAGAAAGUGUAACAUGUUUACAUUUUAAUGAUCAUUAUAAUCGUCAGCUUUCAAUUGGUAUAAUACCAAAUAAUGUAGUUAAAUUAACUUUAUCAAAAUCAUUUAAUCAAAUUUUAAAUGUUGGUGAUUUACCUCAAAGUUUAACCUAUUUAAAAUUUGGUUGGUGUUGGAAUCAAAAGAUUGAAAGGAAUUCAAUUCCUCCAAAAGUUGAAACAUUAAUAUUUGGUAGUUAUUUUUUAAAUAAAUGUCAACCUCUUUUACCUGGUGAUCUUCCUUUUGGUUUAAAACAUUUAGAAUUGGGGCAUUCAUUUAAACAUGUUACAUUAAUGACAGAUAUAACUUCAAUAUUUUUUGAAAAACUUCCAUUAAAAGAAUCUCUAAUUAGAAGACCAUCAACUAUACCUUCAUCAGUAACGUUUUUAAAAAUAGGAAAUGAAAUU